CCUCCCGGUGGUUUCCGGUCCGCGUAGAACGGCGGCGAUGUGGCGGCCGCGAUCAGGCACCGCCGCGAACCCCUAAGCGGCGGGGCCCGGCGGGGUCCUGGCGGCGUUGCCCGUGCGGGGGCGCCUGGGAGACCCCGCGCCGGGCGCCGCUGAGGCCUCACGUUGUCAUGGAUGAUGAAGACGGGCGGUGCCUGUUAGACGUCAUCUGCGAUCCGCAGGCCCUGAACGAUUUCCUCCAUGGAUCCGAGAAGAUUGACAGCGAUGAUCUCCUGGACAACUCCGGCGACGCCGCCAGCGCCUUCUUCGAGGGGGCCGGGCUCCACAGCCAGGAGGCCUCGGGGAACCCUCUGAGCUCGGAGCCCAGCGCGCCGCCGGCCAGCGUGGACCUGGACUUCCUGGAGGAUGACAUCCUGGGCUCGCCGGGCGGCGCCGGCGCGGGCGCCGAGCAGCCGUGCGACAUCCUGCAGCAGAGCCUGCAGGAGGCCAACAUCACCGAGCAGACGCUGGAGGCCGAGGCCGAGCUGGACCUGGGCUCCUUCCAGCUGCCGGCGCUGCAGCCGGUGGUGCAGGCGGCCGACGGCACGCCGCAGAUCUUCUCGGGCGGCGCCGACCUGCUGGGGCUGCAGCCGCCGGCCGUGCUGGCGGCGCCCCAAGCCUUGGUGCAGCCGCCGGCGGACGUGGUGAACAAAGCCAUCAGCGUGCAGCCCUUCCUGCAGCAGGUGGGGCUGGGCAACGUCACCAUCCAGCCGCUGCCCAACCUGCCCGGCCUGCCCAACGGCAGCCCCGGCGGCGCGCUGGGGCUGGGCCCCAUCCAGGUGGUGGGCCAGCAGGUGAUGGCCAUCAACCAGCCGGCGGCGCCGCAGCUGCUGGCCAAGCCGGCGCCGGUGGCGGCCGUGGGCGGUUAUAUCGCCCAACCGGAGUCAGCGGCGGCGCAAGGAGCGGGAUUGGUGAUCCAGAAAAGCCUCCCGGCCGUGGCCGCCACCACCACGCUCAACGGCAGCUCCGUGUUCGGCGGCGUCUCGGCGGCGUCGGCGCAGCCGCUCACGGUCACCUCGGGCCUGGGCGGCUCCUUGGUGCCGGCGCCCAACGUCAUCAUCCACCGCACGCCCACGCCCAUCCAGCCCAAGCCGGCCGGCGUGCUGCAGCAGAAGCUCUACCAGAUCUCGCCCAAGCCCUUUGCCACCAGCGGGGCGCUGGCGCUGCCCGAGGCGCCGGCAAAGGCGCAGCAGAACCUGACCUUCAUGGCCGGCAAGGCCGCGCCCAACGUGGUGCUCCAGGGCUUCCCGCCCAACGUCUUCAAGCCGCCGCAGCCGCCGCAGCCGCCGGCGCUGGGCAAGGGCAUGAGUGUGCACGUGCUCAACCAGGGCGGCUCCAUCGUCAUCCCGGCGCAGCCCUUCCAGGGCCAGAACCAGUUUUUACUGCCGGGCCAGCUGGCCGGCGCCUCGGCCGUGCCGUUACCGCAGCCGCUGUCGGCGCUGCCGGCCGGCGUCGGGGCCCCGUUGUUACCGGGGGCCGGCCAAGCUCACAUCAUCGCCGGUCAAGGCGCCGCCGGUGCCGCCACCGCGCAGCUCCUGGCCAACCCCGCGCUGCCGGCGCAGCUGCUCAACCAGAACCUGGCCGGGCAGCUGAACCUGGGCCCGGCGCACAUCCUGUCGGCGGCGCCCAUCCAGCUGCAGCCGGGCCAGCCGGCGCCCGCGCUUUUCCAGAUGCCGGUGUCGUUGGCCGGGCCCUUGCCCAGCCCCGGUUCGGCGGCGGCAGCACCGGCGGCGCCCACGGUGAUCCAGGGCGUGACGCUGGCCAGCCCUGUGGCCGUGCUGGGCGAGGGUUUGGGUGCCGCCGUCAACGUCCCGGCGGCCGCUGGUAGCCCCGGUGCUGAGGCGGGAUCCGGUUCCGCCUCCGGUUCCACUUCCGGUUCCGGUUCCGGUAGCGCCGCUCAGCCCGCGGGGACGGGGCAGGGGGCGGGGACGGGGGCGGGGCCGGUGCCGCCAAGCCCCGCCCCCAGCCAGGCCCAGCCCAGCCCCGGCCUGGCCGCCAGCCCCGAGAAAAUCCUGCUGGGAACGACAACGGGAACGGCGACGGCAACGGCCGUGAUGGGGCAGGACGGCGUGCCCAUGUUCCUGCAGCAGGUGCCGCCGGCGCUGCUGCUGCAGCCGAAGCCGCCCCCGUCCAGCCCGGCCCCGUUCCCGCCCGCGGCCGCUCCCGUCCUGGUGCCGGCGGCCCCGGCAGCGCCCGGCCCGGCUGCAGGUGCCGCCGUUGCCGCCGCCGAGGCCCCGAAGCCGCCGCCGUUCUCAGGCCCCGCCCCCGGGCCGGGCCCCCCCCCCGGCCCGCCCCGGCAAGGCGGCCCGCCCCCCGGGAAAGCGGCCCCGCCCCUCCCCCCCCCGCAGCCCGCCCAGGCGAAGCCGUCGGGGCUCAAGGGCCCCCCCCAACCCCCGGCGGGGGGGAAGGGACCCCCGGCCCCGCCCACGCUGGAGCCGAAGGUGCCGCUGAAGAAAGCGCCGGCGCUGCAGCCCAGCAAGGAGGCCUGCCUCCUGGAGCAGCUGCACCGGCACCAGGGCGCCGUCCUGCAGCCCGAGCUGCGCGCGCCCUUCCGAUCGCUGGGCGACGCCCUCAGGAGGCUGCUGCCCUAUCACGUGUACCAGGGGGUGCUACCGGGGGAGCAGGAGUGCCAGAGAGUGGACGAGGAGUUCGAGGCGGUGUCGGAGCAGCUCCUGCGCCGCACCCGGGCCAUGCUGAACAAAUACCGGCUGCUGCUGCUCGAGGAGUCCCGGCGCUCGAGCCCCUCGGCGGAGAUGGUGAUGAUCGAUCGCAUCUUCAUCCAGGAGGAGAAAACGGCGCUGGCGCUCGACCGGCAGCUGGCGCGGGACCGGCCCGACGAUUACGUCACCUCCUCCUCCUCCUCCUCCUCCUCCUCCUCCUCCUCAUCUUCCUCCCGUCCCACCCCCCCCCCCUCCUCCUCCUCCUCCUCCUCCUCCUCCUCCUCGCUGCCCCUCCCCCAGCCCUCCCCCGCCCCUCCCCCUCCCGCCCCUCCCCCCCCGGCGCCCCCCAAGCUGCUGAUCAAGCACGGGGGGGGCUCCCCCAGCGUCACGUGGUUGGGGGAUUCCCCGAGGGGCGUGGCCGGGGGCGGGGCCGGGUCAGGGGGCGGGGCCUCCUGCCGGGGGGCGGCGGAGGAGGAGGAGGCGCUGCCGGCGCGGAGCCGCCCGCCCAUGAUGAAGACGUACGAGGCGCGGAGCCGCAUCGGCCUCAAGCUGAAGAUCAAGCAGGAGGCCGGGCUGAGCAAGGUCAUUCACAACACGGCGCUGGAUCCGCCCGGCAUCAUCCCCACCGCCAUGACGGCCGGGAUCCGCCAGCACCGACCGGCACCGGGCCCGCAUCCACCACCACCACAACAACCACAGCAACAGCUGAAUGGAUCCCUGGAGAAAAAACCCCCGGUACCGGUACCGGUGUCGGUGGGAAACACCGGGAGCGGGACGGCGGCACCGUGCAGGCUGCCACUGAGGAAAACCUACCGGGAGAUCAACCGGGAUAACAUCAUCAACCGGGAUAUCGUCAUCAACCGGGAGCAUCACCGGGAGCGGGAGCAUCACCGGGAUGUGAACCGGGAGCAUCACCGGGAUGUGAACCGGGAGAGGGAGCAUCACCGGGAGCUGAACCGGGAGCAUCACCGGGACGUGAACCGGGCCGAGCCCCCUCCGCGCUCAGAACGGCGCCCGGUGCUGGCGGGGCUGCGCCGGGAGCCCGGCAAGGGCCCCCCCGAGGAGCCGUCGGACGGCGAGGAUGAGGAGGAGGAGGAUGAGGAGGAGGAAGAGGAUGAUGAGGAGGAUGAGGAGGAGGAGGAGGAGGAGGAGGAGGAGGAGGAAGGCUGCGGGACGUGGGGCGGGAAGCGGCGCCGCGCCGAGGCCGAGGUGGACACGGCGUCGUUCAGCAGCGACAGCCCCCAGGACGAUUCGCUGAGCGAGCACCUGCAGAGCGCCAUCGACAGCAUCCUCAACCUGCAGCAGCCGCGCGGCACCGGGACAGGAACGGCAACACCGGGAACAACACCGGGAAUGGCACCGGGAAUGGCGACACCGGGAACACCGGGAAUGGCGGCGGCACCCGGAGCCCUCGUGCCCCCCCCCAGCCACAACGGCGGCCUCGGAGCCGCCCGGACGUGCACGAGAUGACGGCGGGAGGGGGGGAAAGGACACCGGGAUGGGGACACCGGGAUAGCGCCGGGAUCUGACCGGGAUCUGACCGGGAUAACACCGGGAUGUGACCGGGAUAACGCCGGGAUCUGACCGGGAUAACGCCGGGAUAACGCCAGGAACGGGAUCGGACUGGGGUCUGACCGAGAUCACACCGGGAUCUCACCGGGAUCUGACCUGGAUAACGCCGGGAUAACACCGGGAAAUCACCGGGAACAGGAUCAGACCGGGAUCCAGGACGGACGGGACCCCGGGGUCUGACCGGGAUACCGGGAUCGGGUCACCGGCAUCAGGAGCUGACCGGGAUCACACCGGGAUAACGCCGGGAUAACGCCGGGAUAUCACCGGGAUAACACCGGGAUAACACCGGGAUAACACCGGGAUAACGCCGGCAACGGGAUCGGACCAGGAACGGGACACCGGGAAUGGGACCUGACCGGGAUCCAGAACGGAACCGGGACACCGGGAACGGGAUCGGGAUCAGGAGAGCCGGAUCCAACCGGGAUCCAACCGGGAUCCAACCGGGAACGGACUGGGAUUGGGACAGCGGGAACGGAACGGGAUCAGCAAUGGAACGGGAUUGGGAUUGGGAACGGGAUCGGGAUUGGGAUUGGGAUGGGAUUGGGACACCGGGAAUGGCCAUUGGGAUCGGGACAUUGGGAUCAGAACGGGACCGGGACACCGGGAACGGACGGGAUUGGGAUGCUGGGAAUGGACUGGGACCGGGAAUGGAACGGGAACGGGAUUGGGAAUGGGAAUGGGA
Zonotrichia leucophrys gambelii is the source of this 4950-nucleotide messenger RNA. Its product is annotated as BRD4-interacting chromatin-remodeling complex-associated protein-like. Gene Ontology annotation, biological process: positive regulation of DNA-templated transcription. Lineage: Eukaryota; Metazoa; Chordata; Aves; Passeriformes; Passerellidae. Gene Ontology annotation, cellular component: SWI/SNF complex. The record is from RefSeq and is a predicted model, not a curated record.